Molecule: messenger RNA, 1560 nt
Organism: Onychostoma macrolepis
Lineage: Eukaryota; Metazoa; Chordata; Actinopteri; Cypriniformes; Cyprinidae
Gene: tmem187
Product: transmembrane protein 187
Exons: 1
Coding region: 124-894 (256 amino acids)
Cellular component (GO): transport vesicle
Source: RefSeq, a predicted model, not a curated record
CAGUGGUCGUCACGUGGUGAUCUUGAUUGCGGAAGACAAACCAGUGUUUUGUACUUUGUACACAACAUUCCACAUGUUUUGUUACUGUACUUUUGAACGGGAUUCUCUCUUUUUUAUUAGAAAAUGGCGAUGUCAGCGCUCGUCCACGUCCUCAUACCCUUCCUGCUUUGCAUUGCGCUUGCAAACACUCACAUUUUCGACAAAGUUUUGGUGGAUGUCACUUAUGAUCACUAUGCGGAGAAGAAAGUCGACAACCUUCCUGCUUUCUUGGCCAUGCCGUUUAACUGUCUGAUAAACUUGGGAUACAUAUUAUUAGGUAUUUACUGGAUCUUGCAACCGAUGUCAGACAAUAGAGACACCCGUGCGGCCGUCUACACCAAAGACAUUUUUGGGCUAAUGGCAGUCGCCUAUGGCCCGGUGCAGUGGGUCCGCUUGGCCACCUUGCGGCGCGCGCCCUCUGUUUUGGACCAGUGGUUCACUUUACCUAUUUUUGCGUGGGUACUGGUGUGGUGUCAUGUCAUUGAGAAAGGCUGGUCGUCCCGUUACGCCUUGAUGGUGGAAUCGUGCUCUGUCCUCAGCUAUGGACUGGCGCUCUUUCACGACCGAGGGUUUGAAGUAGCUCAGGGUUUUCACAUCGCCUUCGCCGUGUUCAAAGGCGUCCGAGCGCAGAUGAGCCUCGGAGACACCGCGUCCAUGCGCUACCUCUGCUUGGCCCUGCUGUCCUGCGCUGGUUUCGUGCUUCUCAAGCUUCUGGAUCAUUCUCUUGCAGAGUACUGGUUGUUUCAAAAUCUUACUGGACAUUUCUGGUCCAAAGUUUGCGACAUUCUGCAGUUUCAUUACAGCUUUUGUUUUCUCUCUCGCCUUAGUGAAAAUGCGCACAAACGCUCUUCAUAAACGCACAUACAUUUAUUUAGCUGAAUAAUAAGGCAUUGAACAUAACAUGUACGAACCCUAGUUUUGUCUUGUCUUCAACAGUAAUACGGUAUUAUGUAAUUGACAUGUAGCCUACACAUAUGUACAAAUUCGAUUAAUGUGAUCAAAGAUUUGUAAAAUCACAAACUAAUUUGAUGCUCUUUGUUCAGUUUUAUGUUCAAAACAGUGUCAGAAAAUAACUGUAAUUAAUGGAUUUUUAAGGAAAACUCAAAUAUGUGAAAUACUUAGAUUUCAUCUCUUAGAAUACAGUAUUAUCAAAUCAAUCUAUUGUGUGUGUGUGUGUGUGUGUGUGUGUGUACAAUUCAUAGAAACAAACGUGUGUGUGUGUAUACAAACUCACUAUUUGAGGCAUUUUGAUUGUGUGUGUGUGUGUGUGUGUGUGUGUGCUUGUUUAUGUGGUUUAUGAGGACACAGGUAUUACCACGGCAAGGUGAUUUAUGAGGACACAUUCGGUGUCCCCGUAAUUCAAAAGGCUUCAAAAUCAUUCAGAUUGAGUUUUUUUUUAAAUCUAAAAAUGCGCAAAGUUUUCUGUGAUGGGUUGGUUUAGGUGUAGGCCGUCAGAAAAUACGGUUUGUGCUGUAUAACCAUUACGACUAUGGAGAGUCCCCAAUAAACCAUAAAAACCAA